GUAAAGAAACUUGAGGUGCUAGUGAACGGUUUAUUGUUGAGUGAAUACUGUCAAUAGUGGUUUGAGUGAAAAAAAGCUCAACAAGCUAAGGUGAAAAGCUUGCAGGCCCAAAACAUGGCCCAGAAAUUGGACAUAAUAUUGCUAGGCGCGACAGGCUUCACCGGCCAGUACGUGUUGCGAGAGCUGCACAAACACAGCAGAAGCAAAGGGAGAAAUCUCACCUGGGGUGUGGCAGGAAGAAACGAAAUCUCCCUACGCAAGGCCCUGCAAGACCUGGCGGAAGAAACGCAAGACCCCAGACUGACAGAUCAACCGAUCAUCAUCGCAGACCUGCAGGACCCCAAAUCGGUCAAGGAGAUGGCCUCGAAGGCCAGACUGGUCAUCAACUGUUGCGGCCCCUACAGGUUCCUGGGCGAGACGGUGGUCAAGGCGUGCGUCGAAGAAGGCACCCAUCACGUGGACGUCAGCGGGGAACCUUACUACAUGGAGAGCAUGCAGCUGAAAUACGACGAGGAGGCCAGGAGGAAGAACAUCUACGUGGUCAGUGCAUGCGGGGUGGACAGCAUACCGGCCGACCUAGGCGUCGCGUUUUUGGAGAAAAAUUUCAACGGCGGCACCCUGAACUCGGUCGAGACCUACUUCCAGAUGUCUGAGGGCGGCGGGCCCUUCUCCAGGCAGCCGGAGAGCAACUACGGGACCUGGGAGUCGGCGGUACACGAGGUGGGACACGUCGGAAUGCUGAGACCGCUCAGAACGGAGCUGUUCAAGAACAAGCUGCCGAAGCUGAAACCGACGCUGGGGAGGAGGUUUUUGCCGUUCAAGUCGCCGAUUGACGGACAAUGGGCGGCAUUUUUUCCCGGACCAGACCGAUCAGUCGUAUACCGAUCCCAGUACUACUUCUACGAGGAGGAGCACAAACGACCAAUCCAAAUCCAGACCUACCUACUCAUAAACAGCUUCAUCACGAUGAUACUCCUCGGUAUAAUAGGAGCAAUGUUCACGACAUUCGCGAGGGUGAGGUUAGGCAGAUACCUCCUGUUGAAAUACCCGAGGUUCUUCUCCAUGGGGAUGUUCGCGAACACCAAGCAGAAACCUUCGAAGGAGAAAAUCGAGAAGACCAAGUUUUGCCUCUCGCUGGUCGGAAAAGGUUGGCCGGAAAAAUCGACAAAUCCGGACGAUAAGUUCAAAGGACCGCCGCAAAAAGGGGUCAUCGUUCAAGUCAAGGGUUCCAACCCGGUGUACGGGAUCACCUCUAAAUGCAUGGUCUUGGCAUCGAUCAUGAUUCUUACGGAACCCUUCAAGAUGCCCCAGCGAGGGGGGGUGUAUCCCCCCGGAGCCGCAUUUGCCAAAACUUCGUUGAUGGAAGAGCUGAACGAGAAUGGGGUAACUUUCGAGGUGCUGAAAGAAUUCAACAUAGCCGGGUAGAUGUGAAAGCCGAUCGACGAAGAAUUCGGAAAAUACAAAAAAUGUAGCGAGUCAUUAUGACUCGAUAACUCAUAAUGUUUCUCGUCAUAUUGAUUCAUUGUUGAAAAAUGAAGGAUUUGAAGACUGACAGUAGAAAAUGUUGCAUUGCAUUGAACGAAGUCUCAAUCACUAAACUCUCAGUUACUGAAUAAUGCUCUCAGUUACAAAACGCAUCAUUCCAUCGUUACUUGUAUCAGAUCAAAGCAUCAGACUCCAGAAAUGUAAUAAAAACUACUUAAUUACUUGAGUAUACAAAUUACUCAGCAAUAGUAGGGGAACCCACAAGGCUCAAGGGGGAUUUACUUUAGCGUUGUGCAUUGUGAAGAUAAGAUGACAGAGGGCAGGAAAAAAAAGUUAUGCAGGGUCAAUCUUUCACUUCAACAUAUAUUCAAACAGUACAUUCUUGAGGUCGAAAUAAACACUUUUUUCCCUUACCAUUUUUUCCGAUUCGGCCUAGGUGAAAAGAUAUAGUUAUUUCAAUUUUCAUAAGGAGCUAUGCCACCCCUGGAAACCUGACACUUAAGUUUUUCCUAGCAUUAAAUGUACUAUUUCAACCUUGGAAAUAAGCUCAAGUUUUCUAUCCUAUUUUGUGAAAGGAGUAGUAUUUAUAAUACAAUAAAUGAGUUAGCCCAA
This is a messenger RNA of Coccinella septempunctata (seven-spotted ladybird), 2097 nucleotides long. RefSeq names its product saccharopine dehydrogenase-like oxidoreductase. The record is from RefSeq and is a predicted model, not a curated record. The transcript has 3 exons. Bases 115 to 1425 code for a protein of 436 amino acids. Gene Ontology annotation, biological process: glycolipid biosynthetic process. Gene Ontology annotation, cellular component: plasma membrane; mitochondrion; lipid droplet. NCBI's taxonomy places the organism in Eukaryota, Metazoa, Arthropoda, Insecta, Coleoptera, Coccinellidae.